This is a messenger RNA of Gambusia affinis (western mosquitofish), 2285 nucleotides long. It is a transcript of the gene pphln1, whose product is annotated as periphilin 1. The record is from RefSeq and is a predicted model, not a curated record. Gene Ontology annotation, biological process: protein localization to heterochromatin; negative regulation of DNA-templated transcription; negative regulation of gene expression, epigenetic. Gene Ontology annotation, cellular component: nucleoplasm. The coding region runs from base 260 to 1477 and encodes 405 amino acids. Lineage: Eukaryota; Metazoa; Chordata; Actinopteri; Cyprinodontiformes; Poeciliidae. The transcript is spliced from 13 exons.
ACGUUGCACUUGGACCAGUUGACUCCGCCCACUAACGAGCUCACCUGUUUCUCAUCAGCUCAUUAAAUCACAGCGGGACAAGACAAACAGGACUCUUCUCAGGAUUGAGAGAAAUAAGAAGAACAACAGUGGCAGUCGCUCAACUCCCGUGGCGCCUUUCGAGCAGGAGGAAGCUGAGGCUCUGUUUCAACUUUAAGAACGUUUUCCUGAAAGCAGAUUGAUUGAAGGUCGUAUUUCCCGAAAAGCAACAAACUUGAAAAUGACAUACAGAAGAGACAGAAGUAUACGGGAGGUGUAUGAAGACCGCUUUAUGCAAGAAAGGCCAGGUCCGUAUCCAAGGGCAGCCGGAGCCGUCGAGAGGAGAGGCCCGUUUGGCAGACCGGAGGAUGAGUACGGUCGAGGCGGGUACGAAUAUGAAGGAGGUCCCCGUUUUUACCCGAAUGGAGGCGGCCCUCGAGGUUUCCAUGACGAUCAGAGGGGCUACCAAGUGGAGGGCCACCACUUUCCUGAGCGCAGAGCAAUCCCACCAGCACGAAGGGAAGAUUUUCCCUACAGAGUACCGAGAGAAGACCCUCAUGCGGGACGAUCCUUGGAGUUUGGUGCUCGUGCACCUCCACCUCCCAGUGUGAGAAGCCAGGGCGUUUAUCCAGCUGCCAGAUCGCUGCCAGAAAGCGGGGAAGACACAUUAGUGCAAGCCAUCCGGAACCUGGACAGAGGGGAGGAAAGGGAUCCUUACAGGAGGAAGGCAGCCCUGUUUCCUCCCCUAAGAGAACGCUCCCCUGUCCGCCGCGACGUGGCCCGCUCCCCUCACAGUCGCUCUGGCUCCAGCGUGAGCAGCAGAGGCUACUCUCCAGACAGGGCAAAGAACCUGCCUUUUUCCACACAGCAAGGCAAGAAUUUGGACGGUCCAGAGAGUCACACAGGUGUUUCUGAGCACCUCUGGGGGGCGCUCUUUCCUCAGAGCGGACAUGACAUUUUGGGGUACGAAGAAACUUGUACUGAGUCCAAGAUUAUUGACAAAAUUCCUGGCUUGUCACGAGAAGGCUCCCCACAGAGUGCGACAUCAAACAAGGAGGAAAGUAAUCCUCCAGAGGCAGAAAAGGAGGAACCAGUCGUGGCUCCGGUCACUGAAGACGGCAAAAAGUCUACAGAGAACCUAGAAGAGAGGCGAACCAUGGCCAUCGCAGCCAAAGCCAAGGAGAUAGAAAAGGUCUACAGGCAGGAUUGCGAGACUUUCGGAAUGGUGGUCAAAAUGUUGGUGGCAAAGGAUCCCAGCUUGGAGAAGCAGCUGCAAGUCCCGCUCAGGGAGAACCUCGGGGAGAUACGCGAGCGCUGCCUGGAGGACCUCAAGCACUUCAUCAAAGAGCUGGACGAGGACGUCCGGUUUCCAGAACCCUCCGUCUGUGACUCUGUCACUCCUGCCAUGACCCAGAAACUCUUAAAAACCGGAGUGAACCACAGCUCAUCUUCUUUCUGAUGCGCUUCGUCUACGUCCGCUCCGAUUAAUGUGAGACUGAGGAUUUUUAUUUUAUUAUUAUUUUUUGGGGGGAUUAACGGCUGAGAUUUAGGAUUGCUGGACUUGAACAUACUGCAGGUCACAGCAACCUGAGGAACUCAUCACAGGAGCGAGCAGUGUUAUUUUUGAAUGGACCAUUUUUACCUUCAAGUUUUCUAUGAAAAAUAUAAAAACAUCAAAGUUGUUUUUUUGUUUAAAUAUUUAAACUACAAGUCCUCCAUGGCUCUUAUGAUGUUUAGUAUGGCAUUCAGUUUUGAAGCAUGAUCUCACAUUUUGAACGUUUUGUUUUCUGAUGUGUAACUUGAAUAAAUAUGUAUCACUCGGUGCUGCAAUAGACAGAAAUCAAGUCGUCGUAAAAAUUUGUACUGUUAAAAUAUUUGAAAUUGCCUUUCUCAAUCUGACAUUUCUGAAAAAGCAAAAUGCACAAAGCUUGACCAUUUUUAGAUAUUCCCAAAAUAUACUAAAAGUCAGAUCCAUCCGUCUUGCAAAGAUGUAAUCUUUCCCAUUAUGAAAAGUGGCUAAAAAGGAAAAAGGCAAAUUGUCUGUCAUAUGUUUGCAGAAUAGGAAGUCAGGGAUGUCUCCCCAUUUUGAAGUAGCAAGGAGAAAUUGUCUGUUUUUUUUUGUUUUGUUUUUUCUUGUUUUUUGUCCUGUUUGUAACUCCGCAACACAAGAAGUCAUGGAUCACUCAUGUAAAGUUUUUUGAUGAACCUGAUCAGCUUAAAAAACUAGAAAUUAAAGACACUACUUCAGUUCUGUGUCUUUAGAAGGA